Molecule: messenger RNA, 387 nt
Organism: Micromonas commoda
Lineage: Eukaryota; Viridiplantae; Chlorophyta; Mamiellophyceae; Mamiellales; Mamiellaceae
Exons: 1
Coding region: 1-387 (128 amino acids)
Molecular function (GO): calcium ion binding
Source: RefSeq, a predicted model, not a curated record
AUGGCGGACAUGGUCCAGGAGAUCGUCGUCGCGAAGCCCGUCUCUCCGGUGCAGUUCAUGAUUGACUACCUCGCGGUGGGCUCGUCGCUGUGCCAGCAGGACAAGUACGGCCUGAGCAUGAUGAGGCGGGCGCGGCUGAUGAAGAUCUUCAAGGCUUGGGAUAAGAAUCAGGACAAGACGGUGGACCUCAAGGAGCUCAGGGCGUUCACCAGGAAGCACGGGGGAAACGCAGUCACGCAGGACGAGCUCAAGGACAUAUUCAUGGACAUGGACGAGAGCGGAGACAGCAAGGUUGACGAGGACGAGUUCCUCAAAUUCUUCUCGCUUAGCGUCAAGCGGAUGGACGACGACGAGUUCGAGCAGAUGAUCCAGGACAUGCUGCAGUAA